UUUUGUUUAUAAACUUCAUAACCUCAAUUUUAAUUGGUACUAAAUUUGAGCGCAAAAUAUGUAACAAUUGUAUAAAUUUAAAAUUUGUCGUUUAUAAGAAAAAUAAAUAAAAUUCAUUGUUAAAAAACUAUUCUAUCAGUAAAUAUGAGUGUAAAGGAUGUACCUAUAUUAACAAAUGCCAAUGUCUAUGCCUUGGCAUCAACAAAAUCAGUAAGGCAGAGUAUUCAAACUUUGAAAAUCCACAGAAUUUUUAUAAAUUAUGACAACAAAAUAACAGUUGACAAACUAUUUGAUAUAUUAUUUGCCAUGGUAGGAAAUUCGUCGUUUUGUCCUACGAAUGUUAAAACAGAAGACAACUGCUUAACCUUCUGCGUCCAGAAAUGUGCAUCAGCUUUAGAUAAAUUGUUUAAGAAUAACUUAGUUCUUAAAGACGGUUACAACGCUUAUUAUAUUAAAGUGCAAUUGUGUUACCAGCUUGCUAACAACCAAGAUAUACCAAGUGAAUUCCUGCAUCAACUUUUCAAUAAACGUUUCAAUCUUAAUGUACUUAACCUCGAAGGCAUUGCUAGUGAGAUAACUAAAAAGGAUAUAUACAUGUCCCCGAAUAAUUUAAUUUCCAUCGGGGCUUAUUUAUAUCAAUUUCUGUUUGCUUCUGGACAAAAUUUCACAUCUGUAAUUCGAACCAUACGAUUGAAUAAUAAUGGCCUGAAAGAUCUGCAAGGAAUUAAAUACUUAUUGGUGUUUACCAAUUUGACUUCACUUUAUCUAAGAAAUAAUUUAUUGGGAGAUGUUUCUGUAUUGGAGCCUUUGAACACCAAAUCAUUGGACAUAACUGAUCUCUGGUUAGACGGCAAUCCUCUAUGUGAUAAGUACACCGAUGAAGCUAGUUAUAUCAAAGACGCUAAAUCCUAUUGUAAUAACCUUGUAAAAUUAGAUGGAACUUUGCUCAAAACUGGUUUGCCCCAGUCCAGGAGAAACUUUGUAUGUGACAAUGAAGCUGCACAAUUAGUAGAUCAAUUUAUGGAACAUUACUUUACAGUUUUUGAUAUUUGUAGAAAGAAUCUAGUGGAUUUAUAUGACGCAAAUGCACUAUUCUCAUUAAGUUCAUCCCUUACACCAACAAUGCUAACCGGUUCAAGUCCUUCCAAAGUAUUUUCCUCUGCCAGUCGCAAUAUUUUACGCUUAUCUGAUAUAACUAGAGGACAAGAUCAAUUGCACAAAGGAGCAGAAAACAUAAUCAAAUUUCUGGAUACGCUUCCUAAAACCCAGCAUGACCCUUAUACAUUUACAAUAGAUAUCGUCCAACACGAUGCAUAUAGCACAACUAUCAUGGUCACCGGGAUGUUCAGGGUUUUCUCAAAUAAUCCUGAUACAUUUUAUAACUUUUCUAGGACAUUUCGAAUAAUUCACUGCGGUCACAAUAAAUUCAAAAUUUUCAAUGAACUAUUAGCAAUCACUAAUUCUGUUACAAAUUACCCCAAAGGUUUUACCAAAACAGUUCCUGCAAGGUUGUCUGAAUACAACAAGUUAUUUGGAGAACUAAAUAGUGAAGAGAAAAAAGAUAUGUGCAAGAUGCUGUCGAACAUAACCGAAAAAUCUGAAUACGUUUGUGAGAAAUAUUUAAUAAGUGCCUCUUGGGAUAUGAAAGCUGCUAUAAAUUUAUUUAUAAAGGAUUUUACCAGUAGCCCUAGUUAAGGAUAAAUAAAUAAAAUGGAUUAAGAUU
Ctenocephalides felis (cat flea) is the source of this 1723-nucleotide messenger RNA. RefSeq names its product nuclear RNA export factor 1-like. Gene Ontology annotation, biological process: poly(A)+ mRNA export from nucleus. The coding region runs from base 145 to 1695 and encodes 516 amino acids. Gene Ontology annotation, molecular function: protein binding; RNA binding. The record is from RefSeq and is a predicted model, not a curated record. The transcript has a single exon. Gene Ontology annotation, cellular component: nucleus. Lineage: Eukaryota; Metazoa; Arthropoda; Insecta; Siphonaptera; Pulicidae.